AUGGAGGAAAAUACGCUCUUGCACCUCGUUUCGUUCGUUGCAACACGAGCCGAGGUUUUAUCGCUGCUCAUGGCCAUCCCGUCAUCAAUGCUCUCACCACCGCUCAUGGCGCUACUUGGCCUCUUGCAAGGCCCACUGAGUGACGAAAAUCGCAACCAGUGGCCGCGACCUUGCUUCGAGUCGUUGGGUCCGUGGUAUCUGCCGCACCUGCUAACCGCCAUCCCCGCCUUCGACACGGUGUGCAUCGAGCAUCCCUUUGGCUUUGAGAGCCUCUGUGAGAACGCAAGUGUUCCCGGCUACACCAACAAACGCGCGUUUUUGAGUUUUCUCGUGAAAUGGCCGACCAAGCUCGGCACGCUCACUAUCACUCGGCAGCCGACACCCACCGAUGAUGACGAGCUCGUCCGGCUCUUGCAUACCUGCACGCGGCUCGACGAUGUCCGCCUUGACGUGACGUGGCCGCGUGCCGGUGAGGUCCUCGCACUUCUGGUGUCGCCACGGUUCUGUGUACGUCGCUUGGUGAUCGAAGAGAUGGAGUGGGACCACGGCAACACCGUCCUCGAUCUCACGACAGCACUGACGCCGUGGCUGCGCUCUGGUCAUGCCACGUCAUUGGUGUUUGACUACAUCACGAGUAGCUUGGUCGAAGGGCUUCCAGCCGCACUGGCAUUGGCUCCAUCGCUCACACGCCUCGAAAUCAUCGACUCGGACAAGGUCAUCGACGUCUUGCUCACCUCGCAAACACGGCUCUCGAGCGUCACGCAGCUCAAGGUCCGAGUCAACGGCAACACCACCAGCAACGAACUGCGUCUCGUCAAGCUACUGCCGAUGGACAAGGUGACGGUCCUCGAUUUCUUUGGUCAUUAA
Messenger RNA from Saprolegnia diclina VS20, 867 nucleotides. RefSeq lists its product as hypothetical. Bases 1 to 867 code for a protein of 288 amino acids. The transcript has a single exon. Lineage: Eukaryota; Oomycota; Saprolegniomycetes; Saprolegniales; Saprolegniaceae. The record is from RefSeq and is a predicted model, not a curated record.